This is a messenger RNA of Pochonia chlamydosporia 170, 891 nucleotides long. RefSeq names its product fumarylacetoacetate hydrolase family protein. Gene Ontology annotation, molecular function: catalytic activity. The coding region runs from base 1 to 891 and encodes 296 amino acids. The record is from RefSeq and is a predicted model, not a curated record. Lineage: Eukaryota; Fungi; Ascomycota; Sordariomycetes; Hypocreales; Clavicipitaceae. The transcript is spliced from 4 exons.
AUGAAGGUCGCCUGGCAACGACUCAUUCGUUUCGUGGCUACCGAUGGCCGCGUCCUCCACGGCGAGCCUAUUCUACCGUCCCCUGGUUUCGACCUCGGAGCUACUACAGAGGAUACAAAAUUACAAGCAAAAAUAAUCAAGGGCAAUGACCUCUACGAUGUUACGGGGGCGACUACUGUGACGGACGAAAUUGUCACCGUAAAAAAAUUGCUUGGACCACUCACCCGAUCAAAUGUGCCCAUUGUACGCUGCAUUGGGCUAAACUAUGCAACUCACAUUGCGGAAACGGGACGAAAACCUCCCCCGUUCCCCUUCAUGUUUUGUAAAAGCUCGUAUACCGUCCAUGACCACGAUGCCAAUAUUGUUGUCCCCAAGGUCGCCCAAGAUAACCAGGCCGACUAUGAAGGAGAGCUAUGCGUCAUCAUUGGAAAGGAUGCAAAGGACGUAAGCGAGGAGGAUGCGCUCGACUACGUUGCGGCCUACACUGUCGGCAACGACAUCUCGUCUCGCAAGCUUCAGCGGGAUCCCACUUUAGCAGGUCCCGUUCCACAAUGGGGAUUUUCAAAAGGGUUCGACACAUUUGCACCAAUGGGUCCCGUACUAGUCGGUAGCAGUCUUAUUCCCGACCCAGCAUCACUCCAGCUACGGACGGUGGUGGAUGGCGAGCUGAGACAAUCAUCCAGAGUCGAUGAUCUUUUAUUCAACAUCCCGUAUCUCGUCUCAUACUUGUCUACUGGAACUACUUUGGAAAAGGGGAGCGUUAUUAUGACAGGUACCCCCGGAGGUGUCGGGGGUGGUUUGAAGCCUCCCAAAUUCCUUGUGCCUGGAACGGUUAUGGAGGUUAACAUUAGCGACAUUGGCACACUACGGAAUGGGGUAGAUUUUGCUUGA